Molecule: messenger RNA, 903 nt
Organism: Serinus canaria (Common canary)
Lineage: Eukaryota; Metazoa; Chordata; Aves; Passeriformes; Fringillidae
Product: histone H4
Exons: 1
Coding region: 58-369 (103 amino acids)
Biological process (GO): nucleosome assembly
Cellular component (GO): nucleosome
Molecular function (GO): DNA binding; structural constituent of chromatin; protein heterodimerization activity
Source: RefSeq, a predicted model, not a curated record
GCGCGGGCGGCGCUGCCUCAGACCCGCGCUGUCGGCUUUAGAAGUACAGCAUUCGUCAUGUCUGGCCGUGGCAAGGGCGGUAAGGGGCUCGGCAAGGGCGGUGCCAAGCGCCACCGCAAGGUGCUGCGCGACAACAUCCAGGGCAUCACCAAGCCGGCCAUCCGCCGCCUGGCUCGGCGCGGCGGCGUCAAGCGCAUCUCGGGGCUGAUCUACGAGGAGACUCGCGGCGUGCUGAAGGUGUUCCUGGAGAACGUGAUCCGCGACGCUGUCACCUACACGGAGCACGCCAAGAGGAAGACUGUCACAGCCAUGGACGUAGUCUACGCUCUCAAGCGCCAAGGUCGCACUCUCUACGGCUUCGGCGGCUAAAGCGUCUCCUUCCUGCCGGAUCCCCGCAACAAUACACCCAAAGGCUCUUUUAAGAGCCACCCACCUAUUUCUUAAAAAGAGCUGUAUUACAAUGUUACAGAGACCUGAAGAAAAACAUACUGUUUUCUAAAUGCUUCCGAAACUGUCAACGUAAUGCCAUCAAUGCUUAGGAGACCUCUCAAGUAUGUUUGCUGUUAACAGGGAAUUUGGCUUGGCCAUAUAGGGUGGUUCUUUUGUGUUUCAAAUUCUCUUCAAAAUUUGCUUCAUAUACUCAAAAUUCAAGGUGUGUUUUCUCAAUGUCCACCUAUCAAACAACUAUGUAAAAUGUUAUUCCAUGUCUUGAUAUUUUAAAUUUUAUGUUGAAUUUAAAUAUUAAGAAAUUUGAAUGCAUAUUUUGAGUCUGGAAAAAUCGGAAUGAUGUUGCCCUGAGAUGAAUGUUUUCUUCUGGUAUUUCUAUUCCCCCGCCCUUAUUUCCUUGCCUAUGAUUUAUUUACAUUUAAAAUAAAAGAGUAAAUCUAAAACUUUUCCGGUGAU